This is a messenger RNA of Leptopilina heterotoma, 2304 nucleotides long. RefSeq lists its product as uncharacterized. NCBI's taxonomy places the organism in Eukaryota, Metazoa, Arthropoda, Insecta, Hymenoptera, Figitidae. Bases 1 to 2304 code for a protein of 767 amino acids. Gene Ontology annotation, molecular function: nucleic acid binding. The transcript is spliced from 3 exons. The record is from RefSeq and is a predicted model, not a curated record.
AUGGAGCCUGUUUCUUCAAAAGAUGAAAACUACCCUAAGCCUAACUAUCUCCCACACCAUGUGAUUUUUAAUGAUCUUCUGUUAAAAUUCAGAGUAGUAUUUAACGGUUCUUUUCUAACUAGUUCCGGCGUGUCUCUUAAUGAUAUCCUGCACCCCGGGCAGAAACUGCAACCAGACAUUUGGCUCAUCAUCAGUCGCUGGAGGUUUUGGAAGUUCGUGUUCACUGCCGAUAUUGUUAAAAUGUUUAGGCAAAUAAGAAUCGUGUCUUCCAAUUGCAACUUGCAACGAAUCGUUUGGAGACCUGAUCCAAGCCAACCCUUUCAGGAAUACAAUCUAACUACUGUCACUUACGGCACUAGACCUGCUCCUUUUCUAGCCAUUCGAGUUCGUCAACAACUGGCUAACGAUGAAAGGGAACAGUUCCCAUUAGGUGCUGAAGUCUUACUCCAAAAUACUUACGUUGAUGAUAUUUAUCCCGGUGCAAAUUCUUUACAACACGCCAUUGAAAUAAGAGAUGAUCUUGUCAAUAUCCUAGCUUCUUGUGGAGUCACACUUAGUAAAUGGGCCGCCAAUGAUAACGCUUUACUUCCAGAUAAUAGUAAUGAAAAAAUAAAAUCCGAUAAGGCAUUUGAUUUCGAAAAUUCAGUGUCCACACUAGGUCUGCGCUGGAAUCAAACCUCUGAUGAUUUCCAUUUCGAAAUAACACCUAUCUUGUUAUCAAAUCCAACAAAGCGAAUGGUCGCCUCUGAAAUCGCAAAACUUUUUGACCCAUUAGGUUGGUUGUCACCAUUCUUGCUCACAGCUAAAAUUCUUCUUCAAGAUUGUUGGUUGGCUGGAAUUAAUUGGGAUGCAACUCUUCCUGAAACUCUUCAGAUUAAGUGGAGUGAUUUCCAAAAACAGUUUAACCAGCUCGGCAUGAUUAAGAUUCCUCGAUACAUUCAAACCAACGAUGAUCAGUCCAAUUGGGAGCUCCAUGGUUUCGCUGAUGCCUUUGAGAGAGCUUAUUCUGCAGUGUUGUUCUUAGUCGAUCGAUCUACGGAUGUUGCACAUUCCCAUCUUCUUAUUUCGAAAACAAAGUUGGCACCAGUCAAAGCAAUUUCUCUUCCCAAGUUGGAACUUUGUGCUGCUCAUCUUUUGUCUAAACUAGUUGCAAUCAUCAUCGAAAAACUACUAACCUCAAUCCAAUUAAUAUAUUACUGGUCAGACUCGCAAAUUGUUUUAUCUUGGCUUCAAGAAUACAAUCCUGCUGAUUGUGCAACGAGAGGAUUCACGGUACAAGAACUUCAUGAAUCUUCUCUCUGGUGGCAUGGACCAGAAUGGCUGAUCGAAGAUCCUGAACUUCAAGACCCUGACUUAUUAGAAAGAGUUUCAUCGUUGUCCAAACUCGUCAGAGUUACAGCCUACUGUUUUCGUUUCGUACGGAAACUACGAGAUCGAACUGUUGACUUACCAACUUACCUUACCUCUGAUGACCUGAAAGAAUCACUUAAUGCCUGGAUUGUAUUAGUCCAAAAUGAACAUUUCAGUCAAGUUAGAAAUACCUUGGAAGCCGGUCGACGCCUACCCUCUAAACAUCUUAUGUUAAAGCUAACUCUAUUUUUGGAUCAAAAUUCAAUCCUCCGAGUUACAGGUCGCCUGGAGAAUUCAUUUUUAUCUUAUGACGAAAAACACCCGAUAAUUUUACCCAAAAAUUCUCGUUUCUCAAAACUAAUUGUCCUAAAAGCUCAUUCUGAGUGCUUGCACGGAGGUCAGCAGCUCACUUUGAGCAGAGUUCUUCAAAAGUUCUGGAUCAUCAGUGAGAAGACAUUCAUCAACAAAAUCGUUCGAGACUGUGUUAAAUGCGCUCGAUUUCGUACCGUAACACCAACUCAACUCAUGGGUCAGCUGCCAGUUGAAAGAAUCACCGUAUCAAAACCGUUCACUUUCACUGGUCUUGACUACGCUGGUCCCAUUAGAGUUCUUCCCUCGAAAAGUCGAGGCAUCAAAUCAACUAAAGGCUAUCUCUGCCUAUUCGUCUGUCUUUCUACACGAGCCAUUCACCUUGAAUUGGUUUCCGAUCUUGAAACAAAAACCUUUUUAGGUGCAUUUAAUCGAUUCACUUCACGUCGUGGUCAGUGUAUCAAGGUUUUUAGUGAUAAUGCCCGAACCUUCGUUGGCGCUGAAAGAGAAUUGAAGGCACUUUUCUCUGGCGCAAAAAGUAUUUUUCCCAGAGUUGCCGAGGUACUCGCUACUCAAGGAACCACGUGUUCCUUUAUUCCUCCACACUCCCCUCACUUCGGAGGAAUUUGGGAGGCAGGAGUUUAA